Chlorocebus sabaeus (green monkey) is the source of this 6589-nucleotide messenger RNA. Its product is annotated as olfactory receptor 2C3. The record is from RefSeq and is a predicted model, not a curated record. Lineage: Eukaryota; Metazoa; Chordata; Mammalia; Primates; Cercopithecidae. Gene Ontology annotation, cellular component: membrane. Gene Ontology annotation, molecular function: G protein-coupled receptor activity; olfactory receptor activity. Gene Ontology annotation, biological process: G protein-coupled receptor signaling pathway.
UGUUGCCCAAGCUGGUCUCAAACUCCUGAGCUCAAGUGAUUCCCCCCACUUCAACCUCCCAAAAGUAGUAGGAAUACUAGGAGGCCCCCGGCUUGCCUCCCUGAUUUGGAGGAGGUUGGAAUUCUCCAGGAUGCCUUCUCCCACAGUAUUAAUGCUUCCCUGGCCUACUAUAUACAGGCCAGAUGAUUGUCUCAGUAUUCUGAUACAGUAAGUCCGCACUGGGACAGCUUCCACAUGUGAAUUUUAACAAAUGCCUGGAGUUUUCUGAGCCUUAUUUCUAUACAUGCACAAUGGAAAACCUACCUGUAUUUUUAAAACUGAAUGCACAUGUCUGUUCAUGUCUAUUUUGUUUAAUUGACUUCCAGUUACAGGGAUAGAUAAAUUCUACUCUCUGGGAUUUUAAGAAGGCUGACAGUUAAGUUCACAGCUGCUCUGUUCCCCAAAUUUGGGUGAAUCCUAACUAUAAUAAAUUGAUUCUUCUUUUUAAAAUACAGGCUAGAAUUAAUGUUUUUGCAAAGAAGGACCCCAGAGGUCUUCAGGGACAUCUGAAGCACACUGAAAUUAUCCAAUUUCUGACUUUAUGCACUGCCCCUGAUAAAUCGUGUUUGUUUUAUUCCAACUGUACAAAAGCAGAGGAUAGUCCAGACCCUUCUGCACGCCUCUGGCAGUUCCAAGAGCUCUUUCCUGACAACACUACUGAAAGUUUAUGCUGAGUCCUUCCACUCUGCCUUCAUAUUACUCUAGUUCUACCUCUUCCACCCCACAGAACCUUUCUAGCAACCUGUUUCACGAUGCACGUCCAUGAAUAUUAAGGGACUACUGUGUAUCAGACACUGGGUUAGACACUGGGGACCCAGAGGUAAACAAUACAAAACUGUGGCUCCAUGGAAUUUAUGAUCUAGUGGAGUGAGACAGGUAGCAGACAAAAGAAAUAAGAGUAGUUUAUUUGUUGUAAGAUUAUUGCCUUAUAUAAAAAUAAUUCAGGAAAGAGAAAGAAGGGAAUUGUAAGGGUUUUCAAUAUUAUAUAAUACAGUGAGGGAGGGCCUCAGUUAGAAGGUGACUUUUCAAAAAUGGCCUGAAGAAGGUGAGAAAGGGGGUGUGUGGGUGUCUUGGGGAGAAAGCACUGUAAGUAUAGCAAAUUGCAGCUACAAGCCUUGUACCAAGACAAUGAGGGUGUUGAGCAGCAGACUGACAUGAUCAUAUGUUUUAAUGUAAUCCUCUGAUUCCUUUUGUAGGAGUGAGGGAAAAUUUCACCUUUGUCCUCUGAAGUUUCACGGAAAUCAACUGACAAAAGGCAGAUUCAUAGGAGAAAAGACAUACACAUUUAUUUAAUCAUAGUUUUACACUACAGAGGAGCCUUUAGAUGAAGAUCCAAAGAUACAGGAAAAACUUCCCAUUUUUAUGCUUAGGUUCAAAGACAUUUGGACAGCCAUGUAGAAAUAUGAUUGAACACGAAGGGCAUGAUCUAAUGCUGAUGGACUGAGUGAAGAAGCCCAGCAAGACCCAUCUGUGAGGUUCUUUGUGGCCUCUCUGAGCAGUGUUCCUUUUUUCUUGGUAAGGAGUAAGACCUGUCUGGAAUGGAGGUCUUAUAAUCUACAAUCCAGUAAGGUAGGUCAGAUAAUUUAUUUAUGGCUGGUUUUAACAUAGAAAGGUGGAGGGAAAGUUAGAGUAACAUUUUUAGGUUUUAUGACUGGCUUUGAAUUUCUAUGGCUAACCUCGGGGAAGAGCGAGCCAGGGACAAAAAGGCAGGAGAAAGAGAAACUUUUGCUUCUGAGACCUUCAUGUUGGGGUUAUCAUUUUCUGAGCCCCAACACUUUUUUGAGAGUACUUGGAAGGGGAGCAAAGGAGAAGCAGAGAGAUGAGUUAGAAUAUUAGAUGAAAAUUCAGAUGAUAAAUGAUGGCAAGAUGGGCCAGUAGUAGCAGAGGUGGUGAGGAGGGAUAAAAAACUGGACAUAUUUAAUGACAGAAAAAAAUUGCAGAUGAUUGUGGAAUUUGAGAGGGCACAAUUUUAAUGCCUGUACAGUGGUUCAUCACAUGAAAGACCACUCUCUACCUGACUAACCCUUUAUUGUUAAACAUUUAGGUUGCAUGUAGAUGUUGUUAAUACAAUAUUUCAAUUUAAAAAAAAAACAGUGCUAAGAAUUUUGCAUAAAUGUCCAUUUUCUCCAGACAGUGAACACCCCCUAGUCUUUUAUUAUACAGUCCAAGUUGGCUGUGAGGAAGGUAAUGCAGUGCCAUCCACAGAGCUGGUGAGUGGCUGCUUUUGAAAACAAUGGGUAUAAAAUUUAUUUUUAACCAGUCAAGGUAGUGUGUGCCUGUAUUCUCACCUACUGAGGAAGUUGAGGUGGGAGGAUUGCUUGAUCCCAAGAGUUUGAGGUUAGCCUGGGCAACACAGUGAGACUGUGUCUCUAAAAAAGAAUAAGAUAAAAUGAAAUAAAAUUUACUUUUAAUGUUUGCUAACUAAUGUAAUUGCUUGUCUCAUGCCCGGUAUGCCCUGUGCUCUUCCCACAGGUGGCCUUUUGCCCCACCCCCAGCAUACAAUGAUGGAAAUAGCCAAUGUGAGUUCUCCAGAAGUCUUUGUCCUCCUGGGCUUCUCUGCACGACCCUCACUAGAAGCUGUCCUCUUCAUAGUUGUCUUGGGUUUUUACGUGGUAUCGAUCUUGGGCAAUGGCAUCAUCAUUCUGGUCUCCCGUACGGAUGUGCACCUCCACAUGCCUAUGUACUUCUUUCUUGCCAACCUCUCCUUCCUGGACAUCAGUUUCACCACGAGCAUUGUCCCACAGCUUCUGGCCAACCUCUGGGGACCACAAAAAACCAUAAGCUAUGGAGGGUGUGUGGUCCAGUUCUAUAUCUCCCAUUGGCUGGGGGCAACCGAGUGUGUCCUGCUGGCCACCAUGUCCUAUGACCGCUACGCUGCCAUCUGCAGGCCACUCCAUUACAUUGUCGUUAUGCAUCCACAGCUUUGCCUUGGGCUAGCUUUGGCCUCCUGGCUGGGAGGUCUGACCACCAGCAUGGUGGGCUCCACUCUCACCAUGCUCCUACCGCUGUGUGGGAACAAUCGCAUUGACCACUUCUUUUGUGAGAUGCCCCUCAUUAUGCAACUGGCUUGUGUGGAUAUAAGCCUCAAUGAGAUGGAGAUGUACCUGGCCAGCUUUGUCUUUGUUGUCCUCCCUCUGGGGCUCAUCCUGGUCUCUUAUGGCCAUAUUGCCCGGGCCGUGUUGAAGAUCAGGUCAGCAGAAGGGCGGAGAAAGGCACUCAACACCUGUUCUUCCCACGUGGCCGUGGUGUCUCUGUUUUAUGGGAGCAUCAUCUUAAUGUAUCUCCAGCCAGCCAAGAGCACCUCCCAUGAGCAGGGCAAGUUCAUAGCUCUCUUCUACACCGUAGUCACUCCUGCGCUGAACCCAUUUAUUUACACCCUGAGGAACACAGAGGUGAAGAGCGCCCUCCGACACACUGUGUUAGAGAACUGCUGUGGCUCUGCAGGCAAGCGGGCCCAAAUUUAGAGACUCCAGUUCCUUCUGAGAAGGAAGAUCAAGUUUACAUAGAGCAAACUGACCUUGGAGGACGGGAUACUUGGGACGUCGUUGGGAUGUCGUUUUUCUUCCAAUAUUGUUUGAGCUCAAGGUAGAUGGAAAUCUGAAAGGAGUGUGCUCACACUAUUUCCAGACCAAGAAAAUACAUUUAUUGUUUGUUAAUUAUCGUAGUUUUGUUAAAUUGUCAUUGUUGGUUUUUGCUAUAUAUACUCAUGUUGACUGUCAUCUUGUUUUGUAAAUUCCUUGCGUUGUUAUACAGCUGUUUCUCAGUAUCCGAAUCGGGUGGAUUCCAGGACGCUCCGUGGAUAAUAAAACUUUGACGAUGCUGAGAGCGUGCGGGGAGACCGGAGCCGGCCUGUUUCCCGGCGCCCCUGGAGCCCUCCCAGCCCUGGGCUCUGCGCCUGGGGUGAGCUGGUCCCAGGACAGGCCGCGGCCUCCGCCUUGCAGGCUCCGGAGCCCUCGCUGUGGCUCCCCUGCCCGGCCCAGGCCUUCAGGUUGCGGCGAACCUCUUCCUACCCCACCUCGGGGACCUGACGACAGCGGCGGCCUCCCCCAGCCUUGAUCUCCCGGUCCAACCCUCCCGGCCCAGACCAACAUCGCGCCGAGUUGCCGGGAUUCAGCGCCUUUGGGUGACGGCGGUAAGCAGGGAGGAAGCCGUUAGGCUGUGGAGGGCGAAGAAGCCGAUCCAGGGGCGCGGGGUCGGCUGCCCGUUUAGGCCACGGAGCCGGCAGGUCCACAUUCUGGGCGACCUCUUUGUCGCAGUUGGGCGAGACCUACCUAGUCCUGAAGGGUCGUAUUUCCAAGACAUUUUCAUAUUCUAUCCAUUAUGUGUGUGCAUUUUAUUACUUCUCUAUAGAGUUGACAACGCUAAGCUUUUUUGAAAUGUUUGUUCCUUCUAGAUGUUCUGAAGUACCUGAUAUAUGUUACAAUUAGAGACAGUAAAAUGACAUAUUUUGUAAAUAACUUUUUGUUAAAAUUCAUACGAAAUGUUAUUUUGUGGGGGGAUGGCAUGGUGUUUGUGGACUAGUUCAAGGAAGGAGGGGAUAAGAGAGGUGCAGAGAGCUCUAAGCCAGUGUGCUAACAGUGAGGCGAGAUUCACCAUUGUUUCUUAUGAUUGUGCAUUUUCUUUUACUUAUCUGUGUAUACAGUGUAUCUAAAGGACAAACGAGUUCUAAUUUACAACACCUAGUCUUUUGAGAUGUUAAAGAACUUCUGUCAAUAGAGUAACCUAUCAAUAGAGUUCACCUCUCUCUAUAUAUAUAUAUUUAGUUUUUAAUAUAAGGAACUAUGACUCUCUAUAUGCUCUCAUGAAACUAGUCUACUUUGGUACUAGGAUCUUCCAAUUCACUGUAUUAGUCAGGGUUUUCCAGAGAAACAGAACCAAAAAUAUAUGUAAAAGAGAAUAUAUACACAAAUACACACACACACACACACACACACACACACAGGACAGAGAGAAAAAAACAGUGAGAGAGAUCGAGAGUUAAGAAAUGGGCUCACAUAAUUUAGGGAACUGGCAAGUCUGAAAUUUUCAGGGCAAGCCAGAAGGCUGUAAAUUUUGACAGCUGUUGAUGUUGCAGCUUGAGUUCAAAGUCUGGAGGCAAAAUUCCCUCUUUUUGGAAGCAGGUCAAUCUUUUCUCUAAAGGCUUUCAACUGAUCGGAUGAGGCCCACUCACAUUACAAAGGGUAAUCUGCUUUACUAAAAGUCUGAUUUAAAUGUUAAUCGCAUCAAAACAGACAAACAAAAACAAACAAACAAAAAUAAACCCUUCACAGUAACACCUAGGCUGGUGUUUGAACAAAAAAUGGGCACCACAGCCCAACCAAGUUGAUACAUCACAUUAACCAUCACACCAAAUCCAAACUUUCAGUGAAGUGAAGCAGAAUUCUUCAAUUGGAUUAUUAUGCAUCAUGUACAAGACACUCCCGUGUCUUGGUUUCUGGACUCAUGUAUCAGGUUACAGUGGCUGCAGGUUUAGGGCAUAUACUGCGGCCUGUAGGAAAGUAGUCCUUAUUUACACAGUAUUGUUUCUCAGCUUCAAUAACUAAACCUUCAGCAGGCCAUUCCAUCAUUCAGUCAAGCCCACUGCUUCUGAAUAUUGAGGUAUGAAGUAAGAAUCAUGAAUUCCAAGGGCGAUUCUAUCGCCACACCCCUUUGGCUGUGAAAUAUGUUUCCUGGUUACAGAUGACACUGCAGGGGAUGCCAUGGUGAUGGUUAAGCCUUUGUUCAUUAUGUAAAUGGUUGGGGCAUGGAAGACAAAACGGUCCCCAGAAUAUUAUUUUGUCCCUAUAAAGACUAACAUUGCUUACUCUAUGCUCAAAAGAGUCCAAAGUAAUCACUAUGCUACUAGUCCAGCCAGACACCUGGAAACAGUGCCAAAUUACAUGCUAACCUUGGUGAGAGACAUGUCAUAAUGCUGUGCCCAUUCACAGUUUCUAUCCCUGCUUCCAUGUUCAAUUUUUCAUAGGCCCAGUGAGCAAGCCUGCUGGCAAAAGAGAUUGACUGAUUAUCUACUAGAUGAGUCAUCUUAUCUACCAUACUAUCAAGAUCCAUCUCUGCAGUGGAUGCCCUCUCCAUGGGCAUUUAUGUAAGACAAAUAUCUUCAUGAUCUGUGCACUUUACAAGAAAUUCUUCAAUGUCCUCUUCUCCAGAUUUGCCUGCCAUUAAUUUUCCAGCCUUGUUCUUCACAAAUCUCUCACCAAAAAAACCUGUUAUCCAAUGCUCCUAAAUCAGUGCAUAUCCAAACUUCUGUGCCCAUCUCCUUCUAUAAAAAAUUAACAACCAGCUAAACUGCCUGUAGUUUGACCACUGGGAAGUUUCCCUUCCUCACCAUCUUUUGGCACCACCUGGAGGGAUACUGUGGUAUAAUGCCAUUUGUUUCUUUCUGUUGCUGGUGUAUAAUGCAGAUUCAUUUGUAAAGUGGCCCAUACUUUUUUCCUUAAUAGUUGGCUAAACAUGAAAUAUGAAUGAGAUCAUGCAGGAUUUGUCCCUUUGUGUUUGGCUUAUUUCACUUAACACAGUGUCUUCUAGGUUCAUCCAUGUUGUGAAGAGAGGA